GGCAAAACCAACCCAUGAUCCUCGAUCAUGACGACACAACAUAGAUGAGCUCCAUUCGGGCAGGGGCAGUCGGGAAUCCUGAGACAGAUAACAAUCUGUGAUACGGGAAUGGGGGAUAUGAAAACCCCAGAUUUCGAUGACUUGCUGGCAGCGUUCGAUAUCCCAGACAUUGAUGCCAAAGAAGCCAUACAGUCUGUGCCCGAGGACUCGGAGGGCCAUCACAGCAGCACUGGAGGUGGGGUGGGGAAGAUAGGGGGUGGCGGCGGUAGUGGUCUACCUCUUCGACCCCCCAGCCCACCCGAGCCCCACGCCACUGCCCUGUCAUCUCAAAGCGGUGAGCCACCAGGGGUUAGUGUCAUUGUGAAGAACAGGGUACGAACGGAUGCGUUUGGAGAGGGAGAGUGCGACUCUGGUAGAGACUGCCCUGGUGGAGCUGGGGCUCAGGGAGGGGCAGUCGGCGCCCUCCCCGCUCCCCGUCUUGGCCUCAGAAUGCAGGGAAUCGGCUGCGGUGAGCCCCUGAUCCAUAACGGGUUCGAGGAGUGCGCAGCGGAGGCCAGCGAGCUCCCGCUGAGCCCCACUCAGACUCAGAGUCACUCCAACGGGCAGCUGUGGUCACCUGCCUCCCCAAAAGCAGCCGCCGAGGGCGCGUCCGCCACCAGCGCUGGCGGCUUUGGCAGAGCGAAGCCACUUGGGGCGCAGGGUCCCAACGACACCAUGCCGAAGGCUCGGAAGCCCAGUGCGACUCAGCCUCAGGAAGAGGACACACACGCUGGCGAUGUCGCAGACCGAUCCGCCGCCAUCCCGGCUUCCAGCGACGCCCCGUGCUCCCAUGUGUCCACCGCAUCUGUGGCGAGGGUGUCGACGUUCUUCUCCUCGCCAGCACCUCCGCCGCUCUCCAGCUCCGCCACCCCCCCUUCUCCUCCUUCCUCCUCUUCCCUCUUCGAAGGUCCGCUUCUCCCCUCCUCCACUCUAGGAGAGAGCAACCCCUCGUCGCCCCUUCCCACUGGCUCUCAGCUGCGGAAUGACGUCCCUGGGCCCGCUUCGCAGCACGCGGCGUCCGAGGACGAGGAGUCGGAGCCGGACCUCGGCAGUCCCCCCUUGGUGAUCCAGGAGAGCCCCGACUCGCUCAUGUGCUCCCCUCCCAAGUUCCCUCGCCGCAAGCGUUCCUCCUCCUCUGGCAUGUUCAGCUCUCCCUCCCCGACGCCGUCGCCCACCACUCUCCCCGCACCCCCCGCCGCAGCUGCCGCCGCCGCCGCCGCCACCACAGUCGCCGCGCCUCCGCUUGCGGACUGCGGCCCUCGCCAGCGGCCUGCCUCCCCCAAGCGCGCCCCCGUGGAGGAGCGCAACCCGGAGCACGUCAUCGAGGAGCGCGACUCUCCGGAAAGCCCCGAGCCCGAGCCGCCGGCCUCGUCCCAGGGGAAGCGCACCACCACGCUCCCCACCCUCACCCAGAGAGCCCCCAGCACAGAACAGACAUCUGCCCCGCAACCCGCAGCCCAUGGGGCUGCCUGGAACAAGGCCGAAGAGGAGGAAGAGGAAGAAGAUGACGAGGAGGAGGAGGAGGAAGAAGAGGAGGAGGAGGAGAUGAUGACGAUGACGACGAGAGAGGAGCAGACCAUGGAGACGGAAGGGAGCAGCAAAGUGGAGCGAAUGGAGGAUGGGGAGGAGCAGAUGGAGGUGGACGAGCAGGACGGAAGCCCUGUCCCUACCGCGGUCAACGCCGACGGCUCCCCCUCUCCCUCCAUGAUGAAGGUCAGGAUCAGAACGGUCAAGACCCCCACAGGGAGCAUCACAAGGACUGUGACCAGGGUAGCCCCCAAUGGGACGGCCGCCACUGGCACCGCCAAGGACACCAGUGGCACCAAAUCUUCUCUGGGAGGCCAGAAGGUGAUCCGACCCAAAAGACCCGGCGCGCCACUUCCUGGUCAGAACCAGAGGUCAAAGGGCGCGACGGUCCUGCCUGUGUCGACCUUGCAGGACGCCAGCACCGCCAUGCUCUUGGCAGCCAGCAAGGCUCAAAACAAAAUGGCUGCCGGCGGCGGCCCCUCUAAGCUGUCCGCCACGGCGGUGAGCAUCACCAAAGCCACCACGCUUCCCUCGGUGUCCUCGUCCCCGUCCGCGUCGUCUGUGACCGCGAGCGCCAGAUCCACCGCUCAGAAGCCGGUCAACGGCAGCGUCCUGACCUCCACGGUGGCCACGCUCUCCACCGGCGGCGCCGGCAACAAGCCGGCCUCCAUCGUCAACAGCGGCGGCGCCGUCAUCUCGCGCUCCCAGUCCAGCCUGGUGGAGGCCUUCAACAAGAUCCUCAACAGCAAGAACCUGCUGCCCAGCUACAAGCCCGACCUGAGCACGCCGCCGCCGGCCGAGUGGGCACUGCCCAUGCCCACCGCCGGCUACCGCUGCCUGGAGUGCGGCGACUCGUUCGCGCUGGAGCGCAGCCUGGCGCGCCACUACGACCGGCGCUCGCUGCGCAUCGAGGUGACGUGCAACCACUGCGCCAAGCGGCUGGCCUUCUUCAACAAGUGCAGCCUGCUGCUGCACGCCCGCGAGCACAAGGAGCGCGGCCUGGUCAUGCAGUGCUCGCACCUCGUCAUGCGGCCCGUCAGCGUGGAGCAGAUGAUUGGACAGCAGGACACCACACCCAUAGGUAUGCUCUCCACCCCUGUCUCCUCUUCCCCCUCCGCCCCGGGGGCUUCUAGCCCAGGUAAGGAGGAGAAUGUGAGCCCCGCUGGCCCCCAGGUGUUGCUUCCCCUGCCCUGCAAGAAGGCAGAGCCCCUGCAGUACACUAACAACAGGUGUCCAGAGUGCAAGAGCCAGUUCAGCGGGAAAGCAGAGCUGGUGGCCCACUUCCAGGAGGUCAAAGCUUCCGCUAACACUGCCUGCACCCAGUGCACCCCUCCGAUGCUGCUGCCCAACCCCUGCAGCUGGUCAGCGCACCAGCGCAUCCAUCGCCACCGCUCGCCCCACGUGUGCCCCGAGUGUGGGGGCGUGGCACGCCAGGCCAGCUUCCACACGCACCUCCAGGAGGCCUGUCUGCAUUUCACACGCCGCAUCGGCUACAGAUGUUUUAGUUGUCAGGUGGUGUUUGGUGGCCUGAACUCGGUCAAGUCCCACAUCCAGACUUCCCACUGCGAGGUGUUCCACAAAUGCCCCUCUUGCCCCAUGGCCUUCAAAUCUGCCCCCAGCGCACAGAGCCAUAUCUCCUCCCAACACCCAACGCUCACCAGUGUCCAGGCCAAGAUGAUCUACAAGUGUGUGAUGUGUGAGACUGUUUUCACCCAGAAGGCCUUGCUCUACGUGCACUUUGACACUCACCUGGCCAAUCAGAAGGUGCACGUGUUCAAGUGUCCUGACUGCCCCAAACUCUACGCUCAGAGGGCCUCCAUGAUGGAGCACAUGAAGACGGCGCACAGAGGCUCUGCGGUCAAGCAGGAAGUGGCCGUCGCCGCGGUGGCUUCUCCCACCCCUGCCGCCGCCUCCGCCUCCUCCUCCUCCUCUUCGCCGGCGCUGGUGAAGGGGAAGGCUCUGCUGAAGAUGGAGAGCUCGGACGGAGAGGAGUGGGGCCGAGAGCACGAGGAGGAGGGGGAGGAGGACAACGGCAAGGCAGGAGGAAGAGCGAACGGAGGCGGACCGGUCACUCCGAGCUGGAGUUGCACACAGUGCCAGACCCGCUACACUGACAAGGAGAGCUACAUUACCCAUAUGGCCGAGCAGCAUGACAAGGUCCUGAAGAAGUUCCCAUGUGAUCUGUGUGAGGGCUCCUUCUCCUCCUCCUCCAGCCUCAGGAGGCACAUCCGCCUCAAACACAAAGACAACAGACGUCUCUUCCUCUGCCAGUUAUGUGUGGACAGUAAGCGUUCCUUCAGCAGCCGUCUCAGCCUGGAGAGACACAUACAGACCCAGCAUGGACCUGGAGCCCAGUUGCCAGGGAGACCAGUGGACCGACCGAAACGCGGCUCUGUCUUCUCUGAAGCAGCGGACAGCUCCUCUGAACUGGACGCCACUGUGAGUUCCCUGGGCGGCGCGUCGGCGGAAGAGGACUCCCGACCUCCCGGAGGCGCGGCCCGCGGCGGCGGCAGAGGAGGACGAGCGGUCAAGCAGGAGGAGACGGGCUUCCGCUGCAUGCCGUGCGGCUUCGCCACCGAGGACCAGGCGGAGUUCCUGGCCCACAUCCCGAGUCACCGCGGCGGCGGCAGCGGGAGCGGCGACGCGGCCCUGCAGUGUCAGCAGUGCGGCGCCUGCUUCGCCUCGGGACCCUCCCUCAGCCGCCACCGCUUCAUCAGCCACCGCGUGCGCGACGCGCAGCCCGACCACCACCACCACGCCGCCGCUGCCGCUGCCGCUUCCGCCGACGCGGACGGCCAGGCCGACGGCGGGGAGCUCGGCGCGGACGCGCUGGGGUCCGGCGGCUCCCCGGGGUCGCUGUCGCCGUCGCAGCAGGGCGACGACGAGAAGGGGCCAUGCGUGUGCAGGGUGUGCGGCCGGCGCUUCGGCAAGGCCUCCGACCUCAACACGCACUUCCGCACGCACGGCAUGGCCUUCAUCACCGCUCGCAAGACCGACAAACCCGUCUGAGAUCGACACAGAGAGAGACGUUCAAUUCCGCCAGAGAAAAACAAUGACUAACAGCCUUGUACCCAUUUGUUUUCUAUCACCCAGGAGCCUCUGAGAUAACAUGAAAUCAAAGACUCGUUCACCUUGACAAGGUAGCUUGGCCCAGUUUGCAAGUCCUGAUUGAUUCAAAUGGUUCUUGGAAUCACUCACCCCCUUUGGUCUGUUACCAGAUGAAUUGGUUUUGUUUUUUUUGUUGGUGUUGUACAUUUUUACAAUUCAGCCAUUACCAUCUGUCCGAAGUAAAGGUUCCCACAGAAAAAUCUUGUGUCUGGACCAUAGAGAGGAGGUAAUGGGGAGCCAUGAUUGAGAGGACUUUGAGACGAGAUUGAGAGGUAGAAGAAGGACCCCCAGAGCUGUCCGCUCUGUUGCCUGUUCUGUAUAGCGCUUUCAUUAAGGCACCAGACAAUCACAGUCUGAAGGAAGCAAUCAGAGCAUUGUAUUGUAUGCAUACUUUUUUUAGUUUAAGCAAUCAAAUUGAUUUGUCAUGAGUCUUGUAGAAUGUUUGGUUACAGCAAGCUUGAGACACUGGUCUCACCAUGGUCUCUCGCCACUUAAGGAAUUUUGUCUUAAAAUGGCUGAUCCACAGAAGUGCCCUUGACUGGGAAUUUUGAGAAUGUAGUUCUCUAAGUGUGUGUGUGUGUGUGUGUGUGUGUGUGUGUGUUUGUUUGUGCUUGUGCGUGUGCGCUUGUCUGUGCGUGUUUGCGAGGAGAGCAUCCGUCUGUCAUAAGUUCAAGCUUUUUCAAACUGAGUGUCGCACCUUUUAAGGUGAAUCCCAUUCCUGAUCAUUUUUAGCAUGUAUGUAUAUCUGCUGUGAGUGUUUGUGUGUGUGAGAGGGAGACAGAGACGUUGGUAAGCUGUUAAGGUGUUAAUUCUGCUUGCUUAACAGAAAAAACUGUUUAUGAAGACAACAAUGAGAUCACUGUAAAUGCAUAGAUUUUUUUUCUUCAUAUUUUAUUCUCUUGUCUGUGAAAUCAGGUAUGCUUAAGAGAAAUUGUAUAUGUUGGGUGUGUGUGUGUGUGUGUGUAUGUAUGUGUGUGUGUGUGCGUGCGUGCGUGUGUAUACAAUGGCACCAGCAACAGUUCUCUCCAGAUCUCUACUUUCCUCUGUUUGUGAAACCUUAGUUGCUUUCUAAUAUAAAAUAUGAAAUAAUUGAAUAACUGUUCUCAAAUAAAAUAUUCGGGCUCUUAUUAA
This is a messenger RNA of Sardina pilchardus (European sardine), 5805 nucleotides long. Its product is annotated as zinc finger protein 687a-like. The transcript is spliced from 11 exons. The record is from RefSeq and is a predicted model, not a curated record. Lineage: Eukaryota; Metazoa; Chordata; Actinopteri; Clupeiformes; Clupeidae. Bases 109 to 4575 code for a protein of 1488 amino acids.